UCCAUGAUUAUGAUCCUACAUAAUGUCGUGUGUCUGAGACAUCUCGCACUAUUUUUCUGAUUAAUUUAAGUCAGAGCUAGGUUCUUGUAUUUUCCCAUUUCGGUGGCGGUCGUUGUCUGGUCUAUGAUUCGCCCUAAGUACUAUUCAGACGUUCGCUUCAGCUGCUGGAGCUGGAACCUAGCUCCAAGAUGUUGGAAGUUGGUCUGAGGGUGGUACGAGGGCAAGACUGGAAAUGGGGAAAUCAGGACGGAGGAGAAGGCCAUGCCGGCACAGUCAUAGAAAUUGGGAAGCCUCCUUCCUCUGGAAAUUCAGGAACUAAUGCGAAUCCUGUGGAUAAGACUCCAGACAAGACAGUAAUUGUGCAAUGGGACUAUGGAUCUAGAAGCAAUUAUCGAAUAGGGUACCACGGAGCAUUUGACCUGCUAAUAUUCGACAAUGCCGCUGCAGGAGUGAAGCAUACGAAUAUUAUUUGCGACGGUUGCAAAAGACACGGAAUUAUCGGCAUCCGUUGGAAGUGUGCACAGUGUUUCGAUUAUGAUCUGUGCACGCAGUGUUAUAUGGCCGAUGUACAUGAUUUAACGCAUACAUUUCAAAGGUUUCAGACAGCAAAUUCGAUCGGAAUUCAGUUACCUGCAAGAGAAGGAGAUUUGAAAGUGCCACUAAAAGGUAUAUUCAUCGGAGCAAAGGUGGUCCGUGGUCCUGACUGGGAAUGGGGAAAUCAAGAUGGUGGAAGGGGGAAAACUGGGAGAGUAAUGGAUAUACGAGGCUGGGAUAAUGAGAGUGGACGUUCCGUCGCAACGGUAACGUGGUCCUCGGGUAGUACCAAUGUUUAUCGAUUGGGUUAUAAGGGCUGUGUGGACCUUCGCUAUGUUGAGGAAGCAACAUCUGGCACAUACUACAAAGAACAUUUACCCCUUCUGGGACAGGCAGUAUUAACAAUACCUGAAGGUGAAUGUGCCGCAUCUCCUACAAAUGAUAGUGCUGUUGGUAGUGUUGUUUCAAGUCCUCGUCACUUAACUUUUAACGUUGGGGAUAAAGUAAAAGUACUCAUGGAAGUCGAGACGCUAAAGGACAUGCAAGCUGGCCAUGGAGGAUGGAAUCCACGCAUGGCAGACUAUAUCGGGAGGGUUGGUACAGUUCACCGUGUCACGGAUAAAGGCGAUAUUCGCGUACAGUACGAGGGAUGUGAUAAUAGGUGGACAUUUCAUCCCGGAGCUCUGACCAAAGUGACGAGUAAAGACAGUUUCUCACUUGGUGACAUAGUGAGGGUAAAAAGUGACGCAGCGAUAGUCAAGCAUUACCAGAGGAACCAUGGGGAAUGGAUAGACGUAAUGAAAACGGCUCUUGGGAAGACUGGUAAAAUAAUUAAGAUUUAUUCUGACGGUGAUUUACGGGUAGCACUGGAUGGUCACACUUGGACGUUCAAUCCAUUAUGUGUGACCCUAGUUCCUGCCGGUACCAAUGCAGGAAGCCCAGGUCCUGCAGAAGUGAAUCGAAUGAAAGAUCGACUAGUUGAUAAUAGUGGAAUGCCUGACGGUACAGCUUUAGAGGUACAAAAGUUUCUGCGUGAAGCAGCAAGAGGAGAGACUGGUAUUUCCGCGGUACGAGAGUUCCUUCGAAAGUAUCCUGGCAAGGUGGAUGUACGAGCCGGUGGACCCGGAGGAGGCAAGAAGACCUGUUUGCAGAUCGCAGCACACCAGGGUCACCGACAACUUUGUACUCUUUUACUAGACGCAGGUGCAUCCCUUCGAGCAGUCGACGAAGAUGGGGACACACCCCUACACUACGCAGCAUUUGGCAAUCAACCCGAAAUCAUGGAGUUGCUCCUAUCACGUGGAGCGGUAAUAGACGCUGUAAAUAAUGGUCGGUGCAGUGCUCUGCACGUGUCCGUGGAUAAACAGAACGCUGCUUGCGUCAUGACAUUACUGCGUCAUGGUUGCGACGUAAAUCUGCAAGAUUCUUACGGUGACACCGCGCUUCACGACGCGAUUGGUAAAGAUGCUCUGGACAUUAUCGAUGCCCUCUGUUCCUGUGAAAGACUGGAUUUUACGCUUCGCAACAAGCGGGACUUCAACGUCUUACAUCAUGCUGCACUCAAAGGAAACGCGUAUGCUACAGAGAGACUGGUUGCUCGAGCAAGUCAAUUGGUGGAUGUGAAGAAGGAGGAUGGAUUUGCCGCGCUGCAUUUAGCCGCUCUGAAUGGACAUCGAGACGUGGCUGCGACUCUUCUUUUGCAAACCGGAGGUCGAGCCAUGGUGGAUCUCAGGAACAACCGGCGUCAGACACCCUUGCAUCUAGCCACCUCCCAAGGCCAGUGGGCCCUCGUCGAGUUGCUCGUCAGCCACAAUGCCGACAUCGCGGCCACCGACGAAAAUGGCGACACGGCGUUGCAUCUUGCAAUCACAAAGAGUCGAAAUCAGCCCGUCACGGUGGCUACUGCCGAAAGUAGUAGAAAUUCUCCUCUGAUAGACGCGAUCUGGCAAAACCUGGCGAGCCAGAACGGCAGAACAGAGUUAGCUCUGGCCUGUUUCUUGGUGAGCGUCGAUACGAGUGGUCUUCUCCUGGAGCAGGCGAAAAAUGCGAAAGGGAAGACACCGCUCGACCUUUUGCAGUCGGAUCCAGAGGCCGUGCAGCUUGCCGAUUUGCUUCGGACCUACCAAUCCCAAAGACAUAGUCAUGGUAGUCAGUUAGAGAUAGAAACUAAUCCGUCCUCCGGUAGCACGGUGCCGCCGAUCUACCGGAUAGAGACGAUCGCAGAGUCUGAGGCAACAAGCGACAGCUCCAGGAAGUCGGGACGCGGUUCCGGCGACGUCGAUGAGUGUCGCGGAAACGCGGCACUCGCGAUAACCGGGAAAGAGGAGAACAGAAUUGAUCCCGGAGGCAGCGUCAAAUCGCCAAGUGCCCAUGGGGACGUAAAGCCCCAAGUCGCAGUCAAUGUGAAAGAGGAGCGGACGUCGAGCAGCGACAGGGAGGAGAGUUCAAAGAACGCCGUCGAGGAGGAGAAGAAGGAAGACAGGGACCGAGAGAAAGACAAGGACCUGGAACGUUUGCGGUAUCUCGAGACUAGGGUCGCUGACCUCGAGGAAGCGAACAUGUGCAGCAUCUGCAUGGAGCGUCGACGCAACGUCGCCUUCCUCUGCGGACAUGGGGCCUGCGAACACUGCUCGACGCCCCUGAAGACCUGCCACAUGUGUCGCAAAACAAUUACCAAAAAGAUCAACUUGUACUGAGCGUGAUCCUCGACCGGAGUCCACGGAGAGAUAGGUUGAUGUAUACAGGAUGUUCCAGAACAGUCCAAAGCGAGCCUCACAGUGGUGCAUCUAAAAAAAUUUCGUUCGUUGAGUCUGUUGAUUUCGUUCGUAUACGGAAAAGAGCUAUGAACGAGAUAUGCGUUUCACUUUGCCUUGUAUGUAGGUAUUUGUGUUCCGAUGUGCAUCCGGCGUUAGGACUGUCCGGUACACCCUGUACAACCGCCGCAAAAACCGAGUACAAGACGACAAAUGAAGUCCACUAGUCAGGACUGAUUUCCCGGGCGCCGGGAAGUUGCUUUUCCUUUUUCAGUGGUCCCGCGAUCAACCUAGCGUCUAAAAGUGGCUGCGCUCGUAACGAUAAGUCCUUGCGAUAAAUCCGUGCAAACCGAUCAGUAGAGAUUUAACUGCACAGAUCACGAGUCGCCAUGAUUUAUCGUAACGUGUACAACCACCUUUAAGGCGAUAUGAAAGUAGCACUUGAGAGGUCAAUCGUUUAUGAAACUUCUCCCAAUGAUGUGGACCGAAUCGUUUAAAAUUUGACCUUGCCAAUAUAAAGGUCCUAAGGAAGCUCCUGAAACCCAUUUUCCUGAUUCUUUUUUUACUACAAAAGUGAAGAAGUUAAUCAUUUAAAAAUCAGGACCUUUCCCUAUAUUCCAUGUAGGGCCUCCAUAUCCACGUGAUAACAUUUCAAACGAUUCUGUAUCUUGAGUUCGGAGGAAAGUUUCAUAAACGAGAUCCUUCAGUGGCCACUUUCAUGCCACCUUAACGAUCCCACCAACCCUAUCUUACCGUGCGACGGAACUGCCAAAAAGGAAGAAAAAACAAAAUAUGAAAUACGGUGUUAGAUGUGACCCCGAAGUUUUAACCCUCGCGUUGUACAGUCCCGUGCCAUAAUUGUACAUAGUCCUUGCGUCUGGCGAAAGACGCGCCUCGAUGGAAUUCCCUGUUCCUUGCGAUUCUUGCCGUGGGACUUCGAUGUUACCUUCGAGAGCCGAGUACGAAUCCGCUCGGUCCCGUCCAUUUCCUUAUCAAUAUGGCGUUGCAUCCCCUUCGACCCGACAAUUCCCACUCUCAAGCCCUCUCGUAAACUCCCCGACAAUCGAAAACGCCGUAAAUGUGCAAUCACAUCCCAGUGUGCGACUGUUAUUAAUUAAUUACCUGUAUUAACCGAUUCGUUUCCGAUAACGCAGGCUUUAUGCGUUGAACGGGACCCUAGGAUCAUGAGCGUGUUAAAUCCGCGUGCAAUAAGAGGUUCGAUCUCUACGUCUCAUUUACAGAGUCGCUUGUGCGUAUUGUAAGGGUUUAUUUGAGCGAGGGCUUAUAGCUAAAGUUUUCCCCCUAUUUGAUACGGCGAAUCAUUUGUUAACGGUGGCUCGAUUACGACGCGAUGUCCCUUUUUAUCGUUUAAUUCUCUAAGCACGGUUUAUGGCGUUAAGUUUAGGAAACAGUAUCAUGGCCGAUACUCCUCGCAGUGGCGCUUAGACUUCGGCAUCUGUUAUUGUACAAUGUCAAUGGCUGGAGAGGCCUCGACAAACGGCACGAAUCAUUGUAUUUACGGCGUUUCCGAUUUUGGCGAUUAUUCUGAGCUCAUGACACGUCGAGGAGUCGCAUGAUCGGCUCGUUUUUUAAUGAGGAUUCACUUCUAAGAGGUUAGUUUACACCGACGGUUUAAGGCGAUGUGAAAGUGACGUCAAUGAGGCCUCGUUUAUCAAACUUUUCUUCGAACUGGGAUUACCUAAUCGUUCAAUUUUGACAACGUGAAUAUGGGGGAUAUAUAAGGAAGAUCCCGACAUCCAUAAUAUUUCAAUUUUUUUAAAUUUGCUUAUAAACAUUUUUAAAAAAUGGAUUAAAAAUAAAAUUUUACCCGUUACGAAAAAUGAAAUUUAUUUUACGGUUGUCAGGACCGUUCUUGUAGACUCUGUAUUCGGGUUGUAAAGUUUGGAACGAUGUACUUUUUAGAUGUCACUUCCACAUCCCCUUAUGGAUUAGUUUUAUCAAACUCGAUGUAAACAACGGUGUACCAAUACGCCAUGGAACGCACAUCUUAAGCGUAUUGUACCAAGACGAUACACUAUCGUUUCCCCGGACAGUUUACUAAAUCCAUGCCUUUGGUACUCAUAUCAAGUGAUCGGUGUAAACUAAGGGCCGAUUGCACCAACCGCAGACAGGAUGAAAUUUCUCAACUGAUUAGUUAAUCUGAACCAAAAAAAAAAUUAAACUAAUCGAAGAUUAAGAUCCAUUGUUUGGUAACCUUAAAUCGGUUGGUUAAUUUUAAUCGCGCGUUAAGUAAUCCUCGAUUAAGGAUUUUAACUCGAAUGUUGGUGCAACCGGCCUUAAGCCUUGGUGGAUGAACAAACUCGUUAUUAAAGUACAGAUGAGACUCGUCUCACCUGUCUUUGCCAAAAUAGAUGUAGAAAAGUAAUAAUAAUAAUAACAAUAAUAAUAAAGAAAGAAAGGAAAUGGUAGAUUGAAAAAUAAAGGAUAAGAACAAUUGCACGAGCGCACGUCUCGAUAAUCGUGGUCGACCAUCGAUAACAUUUCUUAGGGAAGGGACAACGCGCGCGCGCGCGCUCGUUAGUGCGAAAGAGAAAGAAAGUAAAAGCGAAAAAAAAAAGAAGCCCAUCGAAUAGGUCGACGAACCGCAAGAGAGAUACGUAAAAAAAGGGGGGGAGGGGGGCGCGAUCGAUGUAAGUUUUUACGUUCGUACAUCAAGAGCUAGAGUGUAAGAGGUAAUUUAAAGAAAAUAAACGAUUUGGAGCUAAACGCC
Messenger RNA from Orussus abietinus, 6018 nucleotides. RefSeq names its product E3 ubiquitin-protein ligase MIB2 (gene mib2). Lineage: Eukaryota; Metazoa; Arthropoda; Insecta; Hymenoptera; Orussidae. Gene Ontology annotation, biological process: protein ubiquitination. The record is from RefSeq and is a predicted model, not a curated record. The transcript has 12 exons. Gene Ontology annotation, molecular function: protein binding; ubiquitin-protein transferase activity; zinc ion binding. Gene Ontology annotation, cellular component: cytoplasm. The coding region runs from base 189 to 3230 and encodes 1013 amino acids.